AUGGACGCCAUCCUGGGCUAUGGUGCGGUUGUACCUAAUGGUUACGGUGCAGCCUAUAAUCCACAUCAGGACUACAUAGUAGUUGUUAUUUCUUGUUGGAAGACUAACCCGGAAUAUAAUGCAUCCCAAUUUGGUGAAAUGCUCGCGAAAGCAUUCACAGAGAUGAAAGAACUAGUCAACUCCAAUCCCGAGCUGGCGAAAGCACCAUCACCGGAACCCGUCGAAUGGAGCAUAGCAAAGUCACUUGGUGCGGAUGUGAGCGGAGCCAGUGGAGUGUGA
Echinostoma caproni is the source of this 279-nucleotide messenger RNA. The record is from the annotation of a GenBank genome assembly. Lineage: Eukaryota; Metazoa; Platyhelminthes; Trematoda; Plagiorchiida; Echinostomatidae.